Messenger RNA from Brassica oleracea var. oleracea, 1402 nucleotides. RefSeq lists its product as uncharacterized. Lineage: Eukaryota; Viridiplantae; Streptophyta; Magnoliopsida; Brassicales; Brassicaceae. The transcript has 3 exons. Bases 290 to 1231 code for a protein of 313 amino acids. The record is from RefSeq and is a predicted model, not a curated record.
GGCCGACAUUAAAAAUAAAAAAGAUUUAAGGGUCAAAUUAUCUACAUUUACCAAAUUAAACAAAAGAUUAAAGAAAGCUUUAUUAUACAUAAAAGGUCAUUAUCUCACAAAAAUAAACCCUUCACCUCUUGUUGUUUUGCACUCUCUCCAUCUCUCCGCCGCCAAGGAUGAGACGAACACCAUAACGGGAUGUCCUCACCAUAACGCCGUUAAAUCUGAACCCGUUUCAACACGUGCCAUUCAAAACGGAGAAUUACAAAAGGGAUUAAUUAAAUAAUAUUCCGUUUCAAUGGCUCUGGAACAACAGUUGGGAUUAGCAGUGACCGCCGUUGACGGUGACGGUAACGGCGGUGGUGGAGAGAAUAGUGCGCCGUCCAACGAAGGAGGCGAUGACAGCGUCAAGACGGCGAGGCUGCCACGUUGGACGAGGCAGGAGAUUCUGGUGCUGAUCCAGGGAAAGAGAGUGGCGGAGAACAGAGUCCGGCGAGGGAGAGCGGCGGGCAUGGCGCUCGGGUCGGGUCAAAUGGAGACGAAGUGGGCGUCUGUGUCGUCUUACUGCAGACGCCACGGAGUGAACCGAGGGCCGGUUCAGUGCCGGAAAAGGUGGAGCAACCUCGCCGGGGAUUACAAGAAGAUUAAAGAGUGGGAGUCUCAGGUGAAGGAGGAGACGGAGUCGUAUUGGGUGAUGAGGAACGAUGUUCGUAGAGAGAGGAAGCUUCCUGGUUUUUUUGAUAAGGAAGUGUACGAUGUUGUUGAUGGCGGCGUGGUUCCUCCGGCUCUUGCGCUUGGCUUGGCUCCGGCGUCGGCGGCGGCGGAGGGAGUGUUGUCUGAGUUAGAACGGAGAGAACCGGCGCCUAAUAAGUUGCUUCAGGAUGUUUUUAUGGACAAGGAGAAGCAAGCAGCGUGUGGAGCAGAUGAUCAAGGUAGAGUGAAAGAGAAAGAUGCAGAAGCAGCAAACCCAGAAGCUGGUUCGACAUCACAAGAGGCUAGAAAGCGUAAACGAACAUCUGCUAGUGAAGAUGAAGAAAAAGAAGAAGAAGCCACAAAGAGUAUGGAUAACCAGUUGAUACAGAUACUGGAAAGAAACGGACAGUUACUGGCGGCACAGCUUGAAGUUCAGAAUACAAACUUGAAACUAGACAGAGAGCAAAGAAAAGAUCAUGGUGAUAACUUAGUCGCUGUUCUCAGCAAGCUCGCAGAUGCUGUGGCGAAAAUCGCAGAUAAGUUGUAGAUGUAUAUGUGUAGAUUUGGUCGUAUAUAUUGCUUCCAGAUUACUUCUCAUUAUUAAUCUUUUUUUAUCUCUUAUUUACCACCAUUAUUGAUUGGAUAUUGAUGCUACCAGAGGGGGCUAUACAUGUUAUAUAAACAUGGAGAUUUAUAAGGUUUUAGGUUUUAGGCUUUA